GUGAUUAAUCCAAUUUUUCUUAAUUUUGUUCGGGCAAUGAAGACCAUGAACACAUAGUAGUCCCGAAUACCACAUAAUAGUAUUGGAUGAUAACACAAUGAACAAGGGUUAUAAAUGAUUUUUACUCUGUUUAUACGUCAGAUAUUAUAAUUCGGAAAUUCAAAAAUUAGUUACAACAUAGAGCAGAGAGAGAGAGAGAUUUGACGGCCAAUCGUUUCGAAACCGGUGCGGCUGCUUUCCCAGUCGAUUCAAGUCUGACAUACCAAAUUGGAGCCCAUCUUCAGUUCUUGUGAUUAACCAAGAUUUGUAUACUCUCUUCAGAAUUGAAUCUGGUGCGGAACAUAAGAAGACGGUGAAAUGGGAGCCUCCAGUGGGCCAAGGCUUUCCGGAAUGCAGAGACAAGUACUUAGUCUAUACAGAGGGUUCUUGCGGGCAGCUCGUUUAAAAUCUGCUGAAGAUCAACACAAGAUUGAGUCACUUGUGUCGAAUGAGUUCCGCCACAAUGCCAAGAAUGUAGACCGCAAGAAUUUUCUUUACAUUGAGUACUUGGUUCGCCGCGGAAGGAAACAGCUUGAUCAGCUCAAGAGCCCCGAUACUGUUGGAUUAUCAGCCCUGAAUGUGAGUUUCUCUCAAACGAAACGUCCUACGCAUUGAAGCGACUUUAUUGAUAGUCCAACACCUGUUUUUUCUUUUUUUUGUAUUUCUUAUUGUUGUUUAGACAACAAAGGUAUAUUCUCUAUAUUGAGUGAUUUGAUACAUACUGAUACGGAAAGCCUGAAUACUUGUGCAGAACGCAGAUAGAUGAGGGCAUUACUUAAUUCCGAUAAACCUAACACAAAGUUGCAUGUAAACAAAAACUUUAAAAAGUUGGGAACUUGGGAUGAUGAUCAUCUAAUCAUUCAUUGAUUAUGAUAUUUAUCCA
Rosa chinensis is the source of this 922-nucleotide messenger RNA. RefSeq names its product succinate dehydrogenase assembly factor 1, mitochondrial. Gene Ontology annotation, cellular component: mitochondrion. The transcript has 3 exons. The record is from RefSeq and is a predicted model, not a curated record. NCBI's taxonomy places the organism in Eukaryota, Viridiplantae, Streptophyta, Magnoliopsida, Rosales, Rosaceae. The coding region runs from base 358 to 654 and encodes 98 amino acids. Gene Ontology annotation, biological process: mitochondrial respiratory chain complex II assembly.